AAGUCAGAGUUGAUAGACGGGCUAGUAACCUGUGUGUUAACAUUCAUUUAAUUCUUAUAAUUAAUAUUAAUAUCAUAAAACAUAAAUCAGAAAAUGUCGAUGGCUAACGUGGACAAGGGUGAAUUGAUUUCCCAGGUGAAGCAACAAAUCGCUGUGGCCAAUGCGCAGGAGAUGCUCACACAAAUGACACAAAAGUGUUUCAAAAAAUGUGUCAAUAAGCCAGGAACUUCCUUAGACUCUGGUGAACAGAAAUGCAUUUCCAUGUGUAUGGACCGGUUCAUGGACUCGUGGAAUCUCAUUUCUCAAACCUACGGCCAACGGUUACAGCGUAUGGAGUAAGAAUUGUAGACCAAUAGUUCAAUUUGGGACAACUGCAUUGGCAACCUAUUGAUUAGUUUUUUAACUAUAAUGUAGUCUUUACAAAUUCAAUAAAUGAAUAUGCUAAUAAUCUUAACUUAAAACUUAA
Messenger RNA from Drosophila willistoni, 466 nucleotides. Its product is annotated as mitochondrial import inner membrane translocase subunit Tim13. The record is from RefSeq and is a predicted model, not a curated record. The transcript has a single exon. NCBI's taxonomy places the organism in Eukaryota, Metazoa, Arthropoda, Insecta, Diptera, Drosophilidae. Bases 94 to 339 code for a protein of 81 amino acids.